GUCGCUUCCUCCCUCCAUAGCCUCGUCGUUUCCACUUUGCCACUUCACACACGCAUCCCCUGGAAGAGAGGUUGGGAGAGAUAGCCAUGGCGAUUUGGAUCUCCCUCUCGGCGAUCGACGCAGUUUGUUGUUGGUGACUCGCCUGCGCUCUCUAUCCCGCUCCCCUGCUGCCUCCGCGCCCCGCUCGACCUCCCGUCGCCCCCCGCACCAACCCUGGCCCCAAUUUCCCCCCUCCCUCCGAUUUUUUGUUCGUCUGAUUCGGUAAUUUCUCUCGGUUUCUCUUGUUCCGCAGAUUCAUAGUCAAAUCUGUGUGUAUUUUCCCCGCAGCAUUCGUAUAGUCAGAUCCGGAUUCUGAGGUUCCGCCGUUUUUCUGGGUUUGAAUCUCAUUUGCCAUGGCGGAUUUCGGCGGCGGAGUGCAUUGUGGUAGGGGGAGGUAGUUCCAGUUUCUCGUUCGUAGGCCGCUCGUCCAUGUCCAUGGGCAGGGCGAGAUGACUAGAGUGGUGCUCCAUGAGGGGGUUUAACUGUUAGUUUUCAUUGAUCUGUAACUGCGGUGUUGUUAUGUAUUCGGGUGGUUGUUUGAUUAGAUUGGCUUGUUUUACUUGUACUAAUAUGCGAUGGUGAUCUAUCCCUAGGUUGUGCAUGCAGGUUUCCCCUUAGGCUGACAUCCACUUGGUUGCGUGGUUGUAGUUUUUACAAUACAGUUCACACACAUCCACCUACAUUGUGGAUACAGGACUAUAGGAAUGAGUUAGUAGAUUUUGUUGUGUUUCUGAAUUUGUUGUGGUUCUGUUCUUUGUCACUGGAUAUUUCCCAUUUGUUUUUACAAUGUAAUUUCUAGUGCAUUUACAGUGUAAUUCGCUAUGGACUUACAGUGUAAUUGUCAUUGAUUUUACACUUUUAUUCCUAGUAGAUUUUGCAGUGUAUUUUCUUAGGCGGCUUACACUGUAUGUCCUUUUGGAUUUGGGAUUGGUGAUGAUUGGGUGAAUGAAUUAGCACUACCACUGCCACUGCCAUGCUACUACUAGUAAUCAUAACCACCACCAUGAAAAACUAAUGUGUAUUUUUGCACUGUAUCUCAUCAGUAUAUUUACACUAUAAUUAUUAGUGCUUUUUACAAUGUAUCUUUAGUGGAUUUACAGUGUAUUUCUCAGUGUAUUCACACUGUAAUUCUUAGUGUGUUUUACUAUGUAAUUCUUAGUGUCAUUGUACUGUUUUUUGCUUAUCUUAUCAUUGAUUUUUACACUGUAUAUCAUAUAGGAAUUAUGUUGCAACUACUGACUGCAUUUAGAUCAUUCUAUUUGUUUUCAUAGGUUUGUUUUGUCAUGCUUUCAUGCUAAUCCUUGUUUAAUUUUUUUGCAGGGUGUUGUAUAGUUAGUUGCUGGAUAAAGUGUAAUUUAUUUUCAUUUUAUUUUGUGUAAUCCAGUGAUGAUUUUUUAUUGUAAUUGUAUUCUUUUUAAUUCCUCAUUUGGUCCCUUUCCAGCUCAGUUGUUGUAAUUAAUCGCAUGCCCUCGUGUUCUUUUGAUUUAGUUCAUGUGUUCUUUUUUCUUAUUUGCAUGAUCUAUUAUAUGCAUCUGACAAUGUGUAUGUACUAAACAUCUGUAUGAUCAGUUUAUUUUUUAUGUUUCUCAUGAGGUUUAUUUUUUUCUUUGUGGUUGAAUCCAGGUAGCUCUUUGAAAAGGCACAAGCCUAAUGUUGAUGUCAUAUAUGACAGAAGACCUUCCAUGGCUAGCUUCAAUUUUGAUUGCGAAUCAAAGGAUGCUCGUCCUGUUACCAAGGCGGAUCAGAAUAUCGGUUCAGCUGAUGUUGAUUUUGAAUUUCACCCAACUAGAAACAACCUUUCACCUAUUGUUCCAGUGAGGCUAUCCCAGCGUUUUAUAGAUGAGGUCGACCAAGUUCAGUGUUCGCAAUAUGUGUCUGAAAGGCUUCUUAACUCUCAUGUGUCUCCUUUUGAACAGGACUGUGUUUAACUGGUGACGAUUCCUCAUUCCAACAUUUCAAAGUCAGUUCAGGCAUCCCAAUCAAAUCAUGUUGAUCUCAGCUCUCCAGAAGCAUUAAAUGAGUUCUUUAACAGAGGAGAUGAUCUGGUCGGUCUUGAUGAAGUUCAAGUAGUUGGCACCUCCACAUUUUCUGACCGUUGUGUUAAUUUCGCAAAGAAGACGAAUGAAGCUUAUAACCGGCUGAACAAUUUAGCAUCAUCUUCUUCCGUUAGACCGGGUGUUUCAAACAGUCCUGAAGUCCUUAUCAUCUCUGAUCCUGAAGGUGUUGCAGAAUUAAAUGCUGCUCAAAAGCGCAAUGAGCUCGCUAUUUCCAAAUUUUCUAAUUGUUCAACAGCGACGACCCAGCACGUUCCUCGUAGGAUUGUCGGAGCUGCUAGGUUCAACUCAGAUCCUUAUGUUCAGCAGUUGAAUCGUUUUCCUGUUACUUUGCAAGAAAGGAAGCAUUAUUUUGCAAUGAAUCGCAUUGGCAGCGACAAAGUUUGGUGCAAAUAUGAAGCUAUUAGAUAUGAUAGAGCGUUCUGCUCGUAUCGCUCUCUUUCAUCCCUAUGCCCAGGUUGGAAAAGUGCAUGUGUGGACCCGUUAGUCUACUGAAAAGGGCAAACAGAGGACAAGGGGCUGUGUGUCUGUUCGCUCCGGGUUGGAAAAGUGCAUGUGUGGACCCGUUAGUCUACUGAAAAGGACAAACAGAGGACAAGGGGCUGCCUGUCUAUUUGCUCCGGGUUGAAAACGUGCAUGUGUGGACCCGUUAGUCUGCUUACGAGGACAGACAUAUGACAAGGGACAGUGGACAGUUGUCAUCCUGUAAUUGGAUGAAAAAUAUGGAUGAAGGCCAAUUGAAUUUCAUCCGGAUGGACAAUAGACAGUCCCUAUUUUUAUACAUUUUCAUAUAUUUUUAAUAUUUUCAUACACAUCGUGCUGAGGCGAGCCGAGGCAACAGUUGUUCGUCCCGAGCGCACGAAAACUUACAUGGGCCCACAGCCCACCGUGCGGCUGGCGUCCAAACAUUUUAGUGGGCUAAGGCCGAUAAAAUCUAACAGAAAGCAGAGCACCUGACCAUGCGCGCGUGAAAAAUGCUUCAGUUUCUGUUUUGAUCGUGCGCAGAGACACAUAAAUCAGAAAUAGCUGAUCACAUAUUUUUGCCUAAAAAAAAGCUGAUCACAUAUUUGUCUCACAAAAGAAAAGCUGAUCACAUAUAGCUUUGGUCUUUGGAGGACAUUGUCAACUUUCCUCUUCACUUGUGUUUCUUCUCCUAUAGCACGAACUGGCGUGAUAUCGCUGGUUCAGAAUCUUGAUUUUGCUCAUACCGAUUUCUUAGAGUGUUUAGUGUGCAGAUCCGGCACCUGUUCUCCUUGCUGUCGGUCUACAGAUUCCGCUUUUCGGAGGAUCUGGUGCCUGAUCUUGUCUUGCAGAAGACUCAAGACUCAAGACUCAACUCAACUUUGUUUCUCUUACUAUGGGUGGCCGGGUGAGGAGCUGCUGCGUCUUUUCGCCACACGACACUGUCAUGAACUCAUGAUACGAUACGAUAGGAGGCGGGAAAGAAAUGAGCUGCAGUGUCGCCCGGCGAGGGCUUCCGAGAUGGCCUCAAACUCCUAAUUCAUGCUUAAUCAAACUUGAUUGGCACGCAAGCAAAUCCGAUUUCCUCACGGAUCACAUCACAUACGCAUCCACGGUUUGGAAUCGGCAUCACACCUGAGCUGAUCAAUAAAAGGCAGCCAACCUGUUGCCUUUGCCCUCACCUCGCUCUGACCAAUCUUCUCUUCUCCAGCUACCAAUCUUCACCAAUCACCAAUCACCAGCCCUUACCCAGCGAAGCGACCGGCGUCCCCUGUUCCCUUCCCAUGGAGAUUGCCUACCCCUACGGCGGGGAGCUCACCAGGAAGCACGGCUUCGUCACAGGCCAGCCGUUUGACGCCAAGAUCGACAUCAUGUCCGGCCAGAAGCGCGCGAGGGAGAUGGAGAUCCUUCGCCAGCGCUUCCAAGCAGAGCUCGUCGCCGUCCGUCGCCUCCUCCACAAGGCGGCCGCCGUGCUAGCUCCCGCCUCGUCCCCGUCGGCUCCCCGCGUCAAGAAGAGUCGUCCAAGGUUCUUGGCCGAGGAACCGCCGACCAAGAAGAGGAAGGCGUCCCCUCCAGUUCCCCUGAUCAAUCGCAAGAAGCCGCCUACGAAGAAGAAGAUGACGGCCUCUGAGCGGGAGAUGCUCGCGGAAGACCUGGAGCUCUUCGUUGCGGAAAUCCCCGAUCACAUCGUCCAGCUCUUGCAGAAGCACAGCUGCGCCACCCGCCCCGGCGAAAUCGAGAUCGACCUCCACGCGUUGGACGACGCUGCUGCUGUCGAGUUACAGGAGCAGGUUGACAAGUUCGCUCGAGAGAGGAGGUCGGCGAAUCCGUCGCCCCAAGAACGCCAUCAAGACGGCCCUGAGGUGAUGGCCGAAGAGGAGGUCGAAGAAGUUGACAUCUGUGGCGGCGUCUCCCCCUUAGCGAUCGUGCCGCAACCUCUGCUGCAAGAACGCCACCAAGACGGCCCUGAGGUGAUGGCCGAAGAGGAAGAGGAGGAAGAAGUUGACAUCUGCGGUGGCGUCUCCCCAUUACCGAUCGUGCCGGCACCUCUGCUGCUCGUCGAAGAUGAAACAGCCAGCGGCAGCCCAAGCUCCAGCAGCAGCAGCAGCAGCAGCAGUUCAGAUACUGAUUCCAGCGACAGCGAUUCAGACACUGAUUCCGGCAGCAGCGACUCGGGUUCAGAGCACUCCGGCGGCAGUGACUCAGAUUCUGAUUCCGACGAGAUCGUCGACAGUCCAGCACCGGCCACGCCUCCAACAUGUGAGCAGCUCGCCUGUGCUCUGGAAAGGCAGCGAAAGGAGGCCACGUCCCGGGCGAGGGAGAAGGCCCGUCAGGAGCUGCUCCAGAUGGAGAAGACGGCAAUGCCCGACGAUACCCUACACCGAGAGGAUCUGAAGAGGCUCGGCAUUGAUGAGUACAACACAGCGAAGCCCAGCAACGUGUUGCGGCAGAUUGGGCUCUACCUCAAGGUUGACGAAGACUGGAAGCAGCAACGCCGUCAAAGCUUCCACGAGGAUUUAGAGGAAGGCGAGAUUCGGUCGUGAUCGUCGUUGCUAGCAAGGUCCUAUAACAAGUGAUGCUGUUGCUGAUGGCUUGAUGCCUCACACAAAACUUGUAGCUCUCUUCUGUAGAUUGUAUGUGUGCUGAACAUGAUUGGAUAUACGAAAGUACAUGAUCAAUUA
Triticum aestivum (bread wheat) is the source of this 5236-nucleotide messenger RNA. RefSeq names its product transcription factor GTE11. The transcript has 7 exons. Bases 3839 to 5098 code for a protein of 419 amino acids. Lineage: Eukaryota; Viridiplantae; Streptophyta; Magnoliopsida; Poales; Poaceae. The record is from RefSeq and is a predicted model, not a curated record.